Blepharisma stoltei is the source of this 579-nucleotide messenger RNA. The record is from the annotation of a GenBank genome assembly. Lineage: Eukaryota; Ciliophora; Heterotrichea; Heterotrichida; Blepharismidae.
AUGCUUAUUAUAAGAUUCACAGCCAGAGGAUUUGCGUAUAAGCCAACUAGUAGGCUAGUUUUUAAAAACAGCAGGAUGAUGCUCUAUAGCAGCACUGACGACCCUAAAAAAAAUUAUUUAAAACUUGCUGGCUUUGGAGCUUUUGGAGCAUAUCUUGGGAGGAGCCUUUAUCUUUACCAUUCAAGUAUGGGCUGAAUUCACUUAUUAUUUGACUGGACUGGUGUUUUUACGUGUUUAUAUCAAGUUAUUUGUAGGUGGAUGUCUAACCAAUUCACAAUCAAAGAAAUAAGUCUUCUUGAUAAUGGAAAUCAGAUUGAAGUCUCAACAAUAGGGAAUUUUUAUUUCAAAAGGCAGCUGAUUAUAAAUAUUGGCGAUAUUAUUAAUCCUGAAUUAGAUCCCAACUAUAAAGAGGCUAUGAGUUAUAUUAGAGCUUGACUAUUAUUUACAAAACAAAAAGAUACAUUUUUAUUAUCUCCAAAAGGAAAUAUUUUUAAUAAAGAGAUAUUUCAAAAAGUUAUAGUUGGGGAAAGAAUUAUUAUAGAGUCUUCUGAAGAUGAAAGCAAAAUCAUAGAUAUAUAA